AUGGCGGCUGUGGAAUUAGAACGAGCGACGGCACUUUCCGAAACAAAUGCACCGGUUUCCAUUGAUAUACUACAUAAAAUUGUCAAAGAUGAUGUGAAGAAGAGCGAUGUCCGAAUCAUCGUUGAGGAUGAGGUGCGGAUCAAGGAACAAGCGAUUCUGCAGCUUGGAGCCUUGCUGGCAAAGACAGGCCAGGCAGAAGAGCUGGCAGGCCUGAUCAGAUUUAUCCGACCCUUCCUAGGCCUAGUGAGUAAAGCCAAGGCGGCCAAGUUGGUGCGAGCUAUGGUCGACCUCUUCCUGGAUAUGGAGGCUGCCACAGGAAAGGAGGUUGAACUGUGUCAGGAAUGCAUCGACUGGGCCAAGGAAGAGAAAAGGACAUUUUUGAGACAGGCUCUGGAAGCUCGACUCAUUGCUCUGUAUUAUGAAACCAGCAAAUACCAAGAAGCGAUCGCGUUAGGAACUUCCCUGCUGAAGGAGUUGAAGAAGCUUGAUGACAAGGCCCUGCUCGUUGAGGUACAACUCCUAGAAAGCAAGGUGUACCACGCUCUCAGCAAUCUGCCAAAAGCAAGAGCUGCAUUGACGUCAGCCAGAACCACAGCCAACGGUAUCUAUUGUCCACCCAAGCUCCAGGCAGCACUCGAUAACCAGUCAGGUAUUCUCCACGCAGCUGACGAAAAGGACUUCAAAACAGCGUUCUCAUAUUUUUACGAGGCAUUUGAAGGUUAUGACUCCGUGGACAGUCCGAAGGCUGUGACCUCACUCAAAUACAUGUUGUUGUGUAAAAUUAUGCUGAAUCUUGCGGACGAGGUUCAUUCGAUAGUUAGUGGUAAAUUAGCGUUGAGGUAUGCGGGACCAGAGAUUGAUGCCAUGAAGAGUAUAGCCACGGCAAGCCACAAGAGGUCCCUCGCCGACUUCCAAAAGACAUUAACUACCUACAAGAUCCAGCUCGUAGAUGACCCGAUCAUCCGUGCGCAUCUCGACUCGUUAUAUGACAACCUGUUGGAGCAGAAUCUGUGCCGGUUAAUCGAGCCGUUCUCCCAGGUGCAGGUAGCACAUGUUGCAGAGCUUAUCAAAUUGUCGCUGGACGUUGUAGAAAAGAAGCUCUCACAAAUGAUUUUGGACAAGAAAUUUAGUGGUAUUUUAGAUCAAGGUGAAGGUGUGCUAAUAGUCUUCGACGAGAAACCAGUCGAUAAGACUUACGGCUCUGCUCUCGAGACAAUACAGAGUAUGGGAAAGGUUGUGGACGCCCUCUAUAAAAAGGCCAAGAAGUUAACAUAAUCAUCACGCGCAAGGUAAUAUAUCGACUUUAGUUUCCAAGUCAUCUGAACUAAGGACAGGAAAUACAUCAAGGUUGGGAAUUUCGGAACAAUUUAGUACAGUAGAACCUCUCUACUAAGGACACCCUUGGGACUGAAAUGUCCUUAAUAGAGUGGUGUCCUGAUUAGAGAGGUCAAAUUGAAUGGAAACAACCAAUUUAGGACCAAAACUGGUGUUCUUAAUAGAGAGGUUGUCCAUAAUAGAGAGGUUGUCCUUAAUAGAGAGGUUGUCCUUAAUAGAGAGGUUCUACUGUAUUUCAAGAAUCAGUUGGUCGCAUUUAGAAUCUUACCUGUUAGACGCAAUCGCAAUAGCAUUCCGCGAUAAUGAGGUCACUGCAGCUCCUGCCCUCUAUUUCCCCAUCGCUGAAUUACAGGCAAUGUCGGACAAACAUGCGGUUUCGUAAUGGAUUCAGGCUUUCUAACUAGGGCAGUUAGAUUCAAUCUGGCACAUGUCCGAGUGUUGGAAAUACUACAUAAUUGUUCUGAAUAUUUCUCUCUCUGACUCUAUUGUCCUUAAUAGAGUGGUGUCCUGAUUAGAGAGGUCAAAUUGAAUGGAAACAACCAAUUUAGGACCAAAACUGGUGUUCUUAAUAGAGAGGUUGUCCAUAAUAGAGAGGUUGUCCUUAAUAGAGAGGUUGUCCUUAAUAGAGAGGUUCUACUGUAUUUCAAGAAUCAGUUGGUCGCAUUUAGAAUCUUACCUGUUAGACGCAAUCGCAAUAGCAUUCCGCGAUAAUGAGGUCACUGCAGCUCCUGCCCUCUAUUUCCCCAUCGCUGAAUUACAGGCAAUGUCGGACAAACAUGCGGUUGCGUAAUGGAUUCAGGCUUUCUAACUAGGGCAGUUAGAUUCAAUCUGGCACAUGUCCGAGUGUUGGAAAUACUACAUAAUUGUUCUGAAUAUUUCUCUCUCUGACUCUAUGGUAUCAUUCAUGCUAAAAACAAUGCAGGGUCAAAGAUAAUUGACUUUGAAAUAAGCUCAAAUGUGUAGAAAUAAGUGUCGAUGUCCGACUGUCACGUGACUAAAACGUCAUCAAUAUCUUAUUCAAAUGACCUUGUGAGCUAUAAAUAGUAACGUCGCGGAAUGCUAUUAAUUACAAGUGACUGUCGAAAUAUUGUGUCAGGAAAUAGCGUCGAUGAUUUCACAAAGUGACCGUCUGCAAUUUUUCUGAAAUUGACUUGAUAGAGAUAACAGCGUAGUCGGAGUUGUACUAGCCAUGUCUACUUACACACCAAUUGUCAUGGUGAUAUUCAAAGCCAUGUCGAUUCUAUAACACUUUACCGCCUAUUCAUUCAUUUCGUGGCAUUUUAUUAUUUCAUGUAAUUCACAGAGUCAUUCAAACUAUACGGAAUUCUUGGGUGGAGUUUUCUCAAAAUGAAAAAAUUGCUGAUUGGCCACUUAGUGAAAUCAUUGAUAUAUUGGGUGGCCCAAAAAAAUGUAGUACAAUGUUGAAUCCAAGAUAAACACUCUACAAAAGUAAGUCCCCCUGUAAACAAUUGGUUAUCAUUUCUAAAGUAUCCACGGCAAUGUGAUGAAAAUUGCAGGCCUAUUGUUAUGCAUGAAUGAUUUUCAAUUGAAUUAAAAAAGUGCCAUUUCAAAAAUAACAACAACAUUCGUGGCAUAUUUCAGGGAGUAUUAAAGUAAUACUAUGAUGUGAUUUACAACUUUGCGGAAAAGAUCCAUUUUUAAUUGUUGAUCACAAAUGUAAAGCUCAAAUUUUCCAUUUUUAGCUCACCUCUUAGCAGAGGUGAGCUUAUCCCAUACCGUGGCGUCCGUCGUCCGUCGUCGUCGUCGUCGUCGUCGUCGUCGUCGUCGUCGUCCGUUAGCAGGGCACGUUUCGUAACUGUUAAAGCUAUUGAGUUGAAACUUGGUACACAUGUACCCUUAUGUAAUGACACCUUGGAGACCAAGUUUCGGUCCGAUUCGUUUCAUGGUUUGGCCACCAGGGGGCAAAACGUUAAAAGUGAAAAUAUGCAAUAUCUCCCUUAAUAGUAGUCGGGAAAUUUUGAAAAAAAUAUGGUAGGUACUUCUAGCAAAGGUGCAUCAUAUAUCCUCCGGGUUUUUGAUUUGACCUCCUUUUCAAGGUCACAGAGGUCAAAUGGUGUAAAUUGGCCGUUAGGAUGUAACGAUGGCACGUUUCUAAACUGCAAUGACUAUUGAUACCAAAUUUGGUACACAUUUACCCCUUAGUCAGGUGAUCUCAGGGACCGAAGUUUGGUCCAAUAUGAUUCACCACUUGACCACCAGGGGGCAAAAUCCAAAAACCUUAAAAAUGUGAUUAUUCCUUAACUUCUUGCCCGAUUGCCACCAAUUUGAUAUCAUGGGUACAUCUAACCACC
Messenger RNA from Lineus longissimus, 3647 nucleotides. Its product is annotated as 26S proteasome non-ATPase regulatory subunit 11-like. Gene Ontology annotation, biological process: ubiquitin-dependent protein catabolic process. The transcript is spliced from 12 exons. The coding region runs from base 1 to 1275 and encodes 424 amino acids. Gene Ontology annotation, cellular component: proteasome regulatory particle, lid subcomplex. Gene Ontology annotation, molecular function: protein binding; structural molecule activity. NCBI's taxonomy places the organism in Eukaryota, Metazoa, Nemertea, Pilidiophora, Heteronemertea, Lineidae. The record is from RefSeq and is a predicted model, not a curated record.